CUAGAGACAUUCGUGGUGUGAACAUACAUUUGUAUGUUAAAAUUAGCAACAAUUUAAUUUUGUGCUAAACACUUGGCAACUCAAAACACACACAUACACAUAUGUAUAUAUAUACAUAGAAACAUAUGCAGAUGCAGUGUAAAUAAGCAACAAGAAAAUCAGCUUUCAAGUCGCAAGAGUAAUAAGACGACAAAAGCACAAAAAAAUAAAAAGCAUGAAAAACAAGUGAAAAAUGUAACAAAAAGUGUAAUUUACGGUUGUGUGCAUGUAUUUGUAUGUGUGAGAACGCUCCUCAUAGCGGGCAUAAAAACAACACCAAGAAUCCACGAGCCAAUUAAAUGCAUGCGUUCGGUUCAAAAGUGGUUGUGUUAAAUAAUAUAUCAGUGUAGUUGUGUGUGUGUGAAAAGAAAUAAUUCUUUGGCAUUUUGCAUAACAAAAACCACAGCGCAAGCAGCAGCAGCCCCUGGGCAAAAAUAAUAACACGAGUGACAAAAAAAACACACACACACACUGACUUACAAAAAUAUACGCAGCCAGCAGCAGCAGUAGACGGACGCCUACGUCAAUAAGCAAAACGGCGGCGACGACGGCGAUGCCAAUGAUGAUGUUGCUGCCAUUAUUGGGGGCGACCUCGUUGUACAGCAGCAACAACAAGUAUUGCAGCUAUUGCCACAACAGCAGCAAGAGAAACAUCAAUAACAAUAAUAUUACUAGCCAAUAUUAAAGAGGGAACGAGAAGCCAGACACAUGUUGCUGCUACAAUUGAAACGAGAACAACGAGGAGAGCAACAGCAAGUACAAUGCUCAGUGCUGCGAAUGCAACAGCAGCAACAGCAGCCACAGCAGCAGCAGUUGCCGCUGGCGAAACUUAUGUGAUAACAAGCAAACACCACCAACAUCAACAACAACAACAGCAACAACAACAGCAGCAGCAACAUCAACAACCACAACAGCAGCAGCAGCAACAUUUUGUUGUUGCCGCCAACACAAUGGUGAUACCAGCAACAGCAGCAGCAGUCGCCGGUAUACCAACAGCAACAACCACAACAACAACAAGCAGUGCAUUAGCCGUUGAAACUGCACAAGCAACACAUCAACAUCAACAACAGCCGCAGCAGCAACAACAACAACAACAACAGCAGCAACAUGUGUUGUUUCAACCUCAAUUGCAGUUGCAAGCAGCAGCAGCAACAACUCCACAGCCGCGACAGCUGCCCAAGAAGCGUAAAUUUGAUCUAGCUGAGCUAGACAAAGCCGAGCAACAGCAGCAGCAACAGCAACAACAACAGCAGCAGCAGCAGCAACAGUUGCACAAGCAGCAGAAACCCGCCGAAACAAAUGGAAACAGCGAUGCGUUGUUGUCCAAUGGCAAUGUUGCUGCCGUGCAGCAGCAUGCCAUAUCGUUGCGGGGCAUGAUUGCUGUCUCGCCCUCGGCAAUCAAUUGCGCAGUCGCAGGUGCAGGCGCCAGCAGCAGCAACAACAAUAGCAAUAGCAACAGCAAUAGCAACGAUAUCAGGCAGCAGCAACUGCAACGUAUUAUAAUCACAUCGCCGCUGCAGCAACAAGCAACCAAGCAGCAGCAUGUUACCAGCAGCAGCAGCAGCAACAAUAGUCAUGCAGCAAUCAAUCAUGCAACACGCACACACACUCCCGUCUACUACCAACAACAACAACAGCAGCAGCAGCAACCACGUUUUAGCUUUAUCUCUCACAACAACAAUCAGCAACAUGUACAGGAACAACAGCAACCACAACAACAACAGCAGCAACAGCAACACGAGCCUGUUGCUCUACUCGAUCUCAGCGAAUGGACAAACACACGUGUCCUGGCCAAAGUGGGCAAAUUUUAUGCGCCCGGCAUCAUUCGGCAGGUGCAUGAGGCGACUAUAGCUGCCACGCCCACGGCCACGCCCAUGCCGCCUUCAAUACUCGUGGAAUUCGAUGCAGCCGAAUUUGGGCAGCAGCUGUAUCCGGAUGUGCUGCAAUUAGGACGCUACAAUGUGAUACUAGACGCCAGUCCGCCAAUGGCCGAUAUCACGCUGGAGGCACGCGUCUGUGUGCGACAACGGGUGGAGGAUCGCAACGUUGGCUGCGUCUACGUCGAGGGCAUCCUCAUGGACAUCAACCAGGGCACCAAGCAAUACACCGUGCAGUUGGCCAACGAAGAACUUCCCAAUACGAAGGUUGUGCGUCGAGCCGAUCUGCGAUUGCUGCUGCCACCCUGGUGGGAUGAGCUCAACGAGCUGACGCCAACGGCGACGACACCAGGUCAGACGCCAGCGAAGCGCAAGCCAGAUGCGGCUACUGUAACUGCAACAGCCACUGCCACAGUCUAUCCUAAGGCAUUUGUGGCCACGGGCUACGACGGCAAGUUGCCAACGCAACCGCAGCACCAGCAGCAAAAACAUGAGUAUUACCGAGUGGCAGCCACGUCGCCAUUUCAGGGUGGUGUUGUGCCACCGCCACCACUGUUGGCGCAUGUCGAGCAUUCCCAACAGCAGCAGCAGCAGGCCAACGGUCUGCCGGAUAUUGUGAUCUCGCCGGGCAGCAAUGGACAACAGCAGCCACAUCAUCAUCUGAAAAUGCAUGUGCCAUCGCCAGCGCAGCAGCAACAACAACAACAGCAGCAGCAGCGCGGAUACGACGACUACGAUUCGGAUGACGAGCUGAAGCGUGUCGGGAUUGGAUAUUCGCCGGCCGCUGGCGAUGUGGAUGCCGAGAAGAUGAGCGCCUGCAGCAAGCGCAGCAGCAUGCAGAGUCGCGGCAGCACAUCCAGCUUACUCGACCAGAGGCUGACACCACGAUCUCAUCCGGCAACUCCAAGAUCUCAGGCAACGACGCCGCAUCGCUUCAAGAAGGGCGACAUUGUGGAAUCGGAAUCCGGAGUGCGCAAGAAGUACAAUGGAAAGCAAUGGCGACGUCUCUGCACGCUGUGCAUGAAAGAAUCUCAGCGGCGCGGCUAUUGUUCCAGGCAUUUGAAUCAGAAGGGCAACAACAAUGCGAUGCCCUCAUCAACGGGUCCGGGUCGCUUUCUCAGUGAUAGCCGAUCGAGCAGCAAGACGCAAAACGAUGAGGACACAUCACGCGACUCGGAAACAUCGCCCAACCAUCGUGUCACGGGUCGCUAUGACCAGGAAGAGACCGAUGUGGCCGGCGUAUUAGUGUCACUGAGCAGCUCACGCUCUGCAACGCCAUCGUAUACAUCACCCGUGAAUCAUGCCGGCGCCUCGCCGCUGAACGCCAUCCCCCACUCCCCGGUCAAUGUGACCAGUCAUCGGCAAAACUUCUUUACGCCCAUUGCGAAUCAAUCCCAGCAGCAACAACAGCAACAGCAACCACAUCAGCAGCAGCAUGUGAAUGUUGUGGCUGCUGUGCCGCUGGACAGCAAAUGGAAGACAACACCAAGUCCAGUGUUGUACAACACCAAUAAUAACAACAAUAACAGCAGCAGCAGCAACAACAACAAUGGCUGGGAGAGCAGUCAACAUCAGCAGCAGCAACAUCAGCAGCCACCGCCACCGCCACAAACAACGGCUGUUUCGCUGGUGAUGCAUGCACCACCGCCACAACAACAGCAACAACAACAACCACCUGCCGCUCAUCUCAGUGCGCUGCCAACGCCGCCGCCCAGCAGCCUUGGCCAUGCCACAAGCGUAAUUCGCAUCUCAAGCAGCCAGCAACAACUGCAACAAUCAGCGCCAACUCAGCAGCAGCAACAACAACAACAACAACAUGUUGUGGUAUCCACGGCUGGUCAUCAGACAUUUCAUCCCGUCAUUGUGAAUGCGACACAACUGUCGCAACUACAGAAUUCAUUGCCCGUUUCCGUCGCCCAACAACAGCAGCAACAACAACAGCAACAGCCGCCGUUGCCGCCCACAUCGGUUUCGUUUCAUCCGCAUUCGCAUCCGCAUCCGCCAACCACGCCCACAUCCGCAACAGUGCCCAUUGCUGUGGCACAAGCACAGGACAAGCCGCUGCCAAAAAACGGCUACAAUGCGGCUAGCUAUCCGUGGCACAAGCUACUGCCGCAAAUGCCGGCCAUGACCAAAGCACCUCCAGCAACAGUGGUGACGACGACAACGACCAACAGCAACUACAGUUUGUCGCUGAUGCAGCAUCAGCACCAACAGCAGCAGCAACAGUUGUCGCCGCAGCACACAGCACAACUGCCAGCAACAGUUGCAGCACAGCAGCAACAACAAUCGUCGCUGAAUCCUAGCAACAAUCAUCUGAUUGUUCCUGCGCCGUUGUCAUCGCCAGGCAAGCCACUCAACUGUUCCAUGAACGAUGCAAAAGCAGCAGCAGCAGCGGCGGCAGCAGCAGCAGCCUCAGCAACAGUGGUGUCCACUAGCACAGCGGAUGAUCCCGAUGAACCGGAUGAGCAGCUGGACGACGAUGUGUUUGAGUCGCACAGCAACAGCACAGCAGCCGCAGCAACCACAUCGAAUGGCAAGAAAACAGCAGCAACAGCGGCAACAGCAAUGCAAUUGCCCACGUACAACAGCAACAUACGCAAGCUGGACGAGUGCCACGAUGCCAGCGAUGGUGUGGCAGGUGCACCAACAACUUCAGCAGCCAAGCGACGCAGUCAAUCGCUGAGUGCGCUGCAACAGCAACAACAACAGCAGCAGCAACAACAACAGCAGCAACAACAGCCGACGACGGCUAAGGCAGCGGAGAAGAAGGUGCGCCGUCCGAUGAACGCCUUCAUGAUCUUCUCGAAGAAGCAUCGCAAGAUGGUGCACAAGAAGCAUCCCAAUCAGGACAAUCGCACAGUCAGCAAGAUCCUUGGCGAAUGGUGGUACGCUCUAAAGCCCGAGCAGAAGGCGCAAUACCAUGAGCUGGCCAAAUCGGUGAAGGAUGCGCAUUUUCAGCUGCAUCCCGAUUGGAAGUGGUGCUCCAAGGAUCGUCGCAAAUCCUCGACGGGCGGUGGCAAAGGCGGCGCUGCGGCAGCGGCAAGUGCUUUGGGAGGCGGCGGCGAUUGCAAGCAGCGUCAAGUGUCGGUGGAUGGCUCCGAUUCGCUGGAGGACGACAUGUGUCCAUCCACGCCAGGCGGCAGUGGCAGCGGCGGUGCUCAGGCAGCCGAAAUGCAAGGCGACAUCAUACCGCUGACCAUUGACAACUAUAACAUUGCCUGCGACGACACGCCCACCACGAUCGCCAGCAGCCAAGUGCAGAGUCAGAGCAGCAAUGGGAAUGGCAAAGUGAAGCUGCCCAAGAACGAGCUGCAGUCGGAUGAGGAUGAGCAGAUGCUGGUGGUGGAAGUGGAUGAGCAGCCGAGCAACAACAAACUGGAUUUGCAAUGUCGCGAACGCGUCAACGACUUGGACAUGGACGAGGCGCCCUUUGACUACCGCAAGCAGACGGACGCGGAGCAACGCACUCAAGAGGAUCAUUCAAGUGCCUGCAAUGGCCAGGCCAUGUCUGCUCCAGCGACAGCAACAGGAACGGGCGCUGGCGCUGAGCGUGAGAUAACGCUGAAGCCGAAGGCGAUCAAGGCGCAUCCGGGACUGGAGAGCACGAUGCUGCAAUAUCCACAGAUGCCCAUGUAUACGCACUACACUAGUCCCAAGAAUCCAAUCGGUGUAACACCAUUCCAACCCACAGGCGGCGCCUUCAAGUCAAUGCCCAUCAGUCCCAAGGGCAGCAGCAGUUCAUCAACGGGUUGCAAAUCGGAUGAACAACUGCAGGCUGCUCACAUCAAGCAGGAGGACAUCAAACAGGAGCCACCAUCGCCCUAUAAACUGAAUGGUGCCCGCCCCCCGGGAGGCGUGAUCAGUGCUCCGCCACCGCCCACAAAUGCUGUCGGCGCGAUCUUCAAUUUCAAUGUGCCAAAUGCAACGGCGCACAGCCAGAAGCAAUUUCAUUAUCCCAUCCAUCAUGCCCUCUGCAGUCCCACUGAUGUGAGAGCUCAUCAGGCCUGUGUGCCCAACUCCCCGGCGGCGGUCAGUUUGGGGCAUGCGGCAGCCAGCAUUGCCACGCCUCCAGCCUCGGCGCCAGCGCAAAUUCUGGGUGCAGCGGGUCCAGCGCCUCCGCAGAAAAUGUACUUUACCAUGAGUCAUCCGUAUCAGAUGCUGCCACGUACGCAUCAGCCGAGCACUCCCAGCCUGGAGCACUUGCAGCUGCAAGACGCUUUUUCGCCCGGCUACCUCUUCAAGAAGCACAGCAGUGGCCUCGGGGUGCAGGGAGCGCCGCAGUUGCCUCCGGUUAGUGCGCAGGCGGCAAUGUUGUUGCAUGGCUAUGCGCCCAGCAGUCAGCACAGCCAGGAGCAGCCGCCGGUCAGUUCGCCGUCGUAUAAAUCAAUGCCCUCCACACCGAAGUCGGCGACAUAUCAUCUGAGUGCACCGCCCGAUUCGGCGGGCAAGCGCAGCAGCUGCGACACAAACGCUGCCGAGGACACCGAUGUCGAUGUGGAUGUGGAUGCCGAUGGUCAUCAGUUUGUGUUGGCGCCGACGCCAGCGCAACUAGGACGUGCUCCGCUGCAGCGACGCAAGAAUUUAUCUCAAAGCAAAUCGGACAACAAUGCGAGUGGCGUAUACGGAGGCAGCAAUGGACAGCACAUUGGACGCAAACUGCACUCGCCCACGAUGACGGAGGGAGCCACCUCGUCGCCGAUUAUCGGACAUGUGAAUAGCAGCAGCCUCAGCUCGGCCUUGCCCACGCCCACCUCAUCGACCACAACGCCCAACAGCGAUGAGCAGUUGCCGCUAACGCCAACGGCCAUCGUCGGGGUUGGCAGCAACAAUGCGUGCGGACUCUCAAAGUCGCCGCUGAGGAAUGUGCCCGCCUCGGCACCUGCCGUUGUGACCCACAAAAAGAAGAGCGAUGAAGUAAACAAUGUGCUCAAGCAAGUGGACUUUGACAAGAAGUACAGGGCUCUGCCGCAGUUCAAGCCAGAGGAUUGCCAAUCGCCCAGCGCCAUUGCAGUGCCGUCCUCGCCUCGCGUCUAUGGCACCAACUAUCGCAAGAAGAACGCUGUGCCACCGCCAGUGCAGAAGCUGAUGGGCGAGGAUGAUUCGAUCGAUGAGCCCGCCUCGGCGCCACCGACAACCACACAGCGUUUCUUUGGUGCGGACUUUAACAAUGAUCUGAGAGAACUUGAGACCGCCGAUCAAACGGGUCGAUCCCCCCGCACACCCAAAACGCCGUUGCAGAGCGCACGUUCCGAUGCCAGCGAGAAGGGACACCGCCGAGUGUUGGAGACGCGACGCAAUUUGGUCAUGCAACUGUUCAACGAUCACGGCAUGUUCCCAACCACACAGGCAACCAUUGCCUUCCAGACCAAACACAUCGAUGUCUUUCCACGCAAGCAAGAUCUGCAGCUGAAGAUACGCGAGGUACGCCAGAAGGCGCUGGGAAAUCAGGUCUACACGCCACAAUCGGACUCCAACUCGUCUUCAGCCACGCUGGGCGCCAAUCUGAAUACAGCGGCGUCAGAUGUUUUUCCAUAUUACUAUACGGCAGGUAUGCACCAACAACAUCAACAACACCAACAGCAACAGCAGCAAUUGCAAUACGCCGAGCAACAACAACAACAGCAGAGUCUGUCACAGGCGAGCCAUGGAACCAAGCCAAACGAUAAUGAUACCAAGUACAAGUGAGAAAAUGUAAGCCGCCGCUUUAACGGAUUACAGGAUCAGUCAGGACGAUCAGGACGUAAACGAAUUUGAUUAGCUGCGAGUGACAAAUUACUUAAAAUUAGUAAACGAAUUAAGCAAAACAACAAUAAUUGCAGCAACGCACACACACACACACACACACAUACACAAAAAUACAUCCACAUUCAGAAAGUUACAGCUCAUGCAUCAGAUGCAUAAAGGCAACAAGAGAAAUAGUUUAUAUUGAAAAUAAAGAAAAGAAAAAGGAAACUACAUAUAUAUUAAAUCGAAAGGAUAAAAAAAUUACAAAUUUUAAUUACAAUAUGUACUACACGUAUAACGAAGCGAGAGGAAAAGAACAGCAACAGAAAUAUUGAGAGGAAGUGAAUUUAUUAAGCAGCUUAAUAAAAUAAAACAAAAAGAAAGGAAAGUAAGGAAAGAAAUUACUAGUUGGAAGAUACAUAGAAUUUUUGAAGCAUAUAUAUGAAGUACAUACAUAAUAGAAGAAGCAUUGUAUAAUGAUUUAGUUAUUAAUUUACAGGCAAAACAAACAAAAACAAAUUAGCAACCGCAAUGAAUACCGUAACAACAGAAAAUACGAAAUCGAAAGCUAAAACAAAAACACAGAACACAAAACCGAAACCGAAAUAGCGCAUAAGCAUAAACCUAACUUAAAUUGCACAUUAAUUUUGAAGUGUAUUUAGCACAAGAAUUGUAUAAAACAACAACAAAACGAUAAGAAAACAAAGUUAAAUUGAGAACGUUAACGAAAAUUGUAAUCUAUAUAUUGCAAAACAAAUUGUAGAUGUAUUGUAUAAUUAGUCAUAACGGUUUUAGAAUGAAAAGAAACCGCACCGCAAAAUGCUUUUAAAUUGUCAGCUUUUUUCAUUGGCAAAUUGCAAUUGGAAAAAGUGAAACAUUUUUUUUAAAUUGUAUGUACAUUACUAUUUUAAUUAUUAUUAUUAUUAUCAUUAUUACUAUUAUUUUUAUUCUUGUACUAUUUUCUGGCUUUUUUACACUGUUGUCUAUUUAAUUUGAAUAAACAAAUUUAAUUUAUAUAAAUACCACACAUAAUUAUAUACAGUUGUUAGACGGAACAUUCAGCAAAUAAACAACACAACAACAAGUGCAAAACUGUCUAUCGAACAACAAAGAAACCAACAACAACAGCAAUAAACAUUUGCAAUUUAAAACAGAAUGAAAAUUAUGAUACACAAAACUGUCUUCCACUGUUGCUGCAAUACUUGAUUUAUCAAUAUUCUAAUUGUUUUUUAUGAUUAUUUUUACAAAUUUAAUUUUAAAUUACGUAGCUCUGUGGAGUUUUGCUUAUUUAAUUGUAUAAAUAGAGUGUGUGACUGCGUUUAAUUGUAAAUUAAAUAAAUACAUUUUGGCUUUCAACAAUAAUUAUUAUACUACCAUAUAUUAUGUUAGAUUGUACACUUAGUUAUUAAACAAGCUUUAAACAAAUUUGAAAGCAUUGACAACAAAUAUGCUAUGGCGUAAUUCUCGUUAAUUAUUUCGCAAGCAAAAGCAGAAGCAAAAUGAAAUGCCAGAAACUUUGUAUUAUUAUAUGUGUACAACUUGAAGUGUUGUGUCUGUUAAACGUGCAAAUGUAUUGUAUUUUUCUUUCAAUCUAAUUUUGAUUUAUCCUAUUUUUUAAAUUGUAUGCAUGUAUCAAAUGUUCUCCUUAUUCGAUAUAAGAUAUUCUCCCUAAAUUAUGCUAGCAUCUGUUUUUUUUUUAUUUUGCGCAGUCUCUUAAUUCACUUUGCCAUAGUUAAUGAUCUAAUGCAGACACAAACACACACCCACACAGACACUCUUUUAAUUUGUGUAAUGGUUAGUUAUUAAAUAAAUUGAUUACAACUUUUUAAAGCUGCACUUAAUUAUAAUUUAAUUAUAGUUAUUUUAGUCUUUAUGUUUCCUACAAUUAGUUGAAAACAAAAUUUUAUAUGAUAAAAACAUUUUAGCGUGUUAAUGUUAAUCAAAAACAAAACAAAAAAAGAAUAAAACAAAGUUUAUAAGCAAAUUAUGCGUGUGAAAUUAUUGCAGAGAU
Drosophila sulfurigaster albostrigata is the source of this 9654-nucleotide messenger RNA. It is a transcript of the gene cic, whose product is annotated as putative transcription factor capicua. The record is from RefSeq and is a predicted model, not a curated record. Lineage: Eukaryota; Metazoa; Arthropoda; Insecta; Diptera; Drosophilidae. Gene Ontology annotation, cellular component: nucleus. Gene Ontology annotation, biological process: regulation of transcription by RNA polymerase II. Gene Ontology annotation, molecular function: DNA-binding transcription factor activity, RNA polymerase II-specific; RNA polymerase II transcription regulatory region sequence-specific DNA binding.